CUGUGUUGAGUUGAAGUAUAAGGAAUCCAUACAACAGUUAUCUCUUUGUGUCCAUCAGCGGCGCAGCAAUCCAGUCCAGUCCAGUUCAGUUCAGUCACCCACUGCGUAUUUUGCACAUUUUGCCACAGAGUAGUGUGAAAUAUUCUGCAGUGUUGCGGCUGGUGCGGCACAAGCAGCUAAAUAUGCAGAUAGCAACAACAUAUCGCAGCAGAUCCAGUGACGAAGCACUCGACGAACAUUUAAAGUUACAGCAACAGCAGCAACGUCAACAAGCAAUGCCAAUGGUAAUGAAUAAUACACGUCGACAUAUUAGCGGCGUUCACAAUAUAGUCUUACCAGCAACACCAGCAACACCACCACCACCGCCGCCAUCAGAAGCCAUGCGGUUGCGUACUGAUUCGAAUGCGACCAGCAUUUAUGUGAUUGGCGCAGACGCAACGUCCAGCCACAAUGGCCCUGUAACGGCUAUCAGCAGCGUUACACAGUCGGAUAGUAAUCCAGCAACAAUGGAACGUAAACAGCGCAAUCGUUUAUCUUGGGUGAAUAUGCGUCGAUUUGGUGAUGCUGAUGCUGAUGAUGCGACUGUGAUGCAUGGUGAGCAUGAUGGUAGAAGCGCUGUGACUAUAACUCCAUCACCACAAACAACGCGCAGUUAUAUCUCUACAGUUUCCACAAUGACAGCCAUAACUGGCACAGGUGGUGGCGGCGGUGGCAGUGGCACAAUUAGGAGUACAAGUGGCGGUGGUGGUGGUGGUCAUAUGGGUAAUGGUAAUGGCACAUUAAGCGGUCGCACAACUGCCGCUUCGGGACGCAUCAGCACUAGUGGUGCUACUACCAUCAGCGGUAGCAACAAUACACUAAACGAUAUAAUAUCCGAUUAUCAUAGUCAUGAGGUGGCUAGCAGUAGUGAUUUUCAUUAUUCCAACACUGUUGUGGCAUCCACACCGCACACGAAGAAUCUUUCGAGCAGUGGCAGCUUUAAUAUGACCAAUGGCAGUACGGUGAAGUUGCUGCCGGUGACGGACGAUGAUUCCAAUCAGCAGACAAAAUGUUCGAUAUUUCGUGGGCUUGUGCUGUGCAUCUGCUUGAAUGUCACCUACGCUAAUAUAGUCCGUUUUCCCAGAGAAUUGGAUAGAUACGGCUCGUCGUAUUUAAUACCAUAUAUAACGCUAUUAUUUCUAGUCGGUUUGCCCAUCAUUCUAUUGGAGAUAUCGGUUGGACAAUUUUUGGGGCAAAGUGCAGCGCAUACAUGGACAGCAUCGCCCAUCUUUAAAGGUGCCUGCAUAAUUAGUCGAUUCGCGUCAUGGCUGUCGACGAUUUGGGUAUCACUGCAAGCGGUCUUGGCGGUGGCCUACAUUGGCAUGUUCAUCUUCAACACCCUGCCAUUUCGGGAGUGUGUGGGCAAUGUGAAGUUGGCGCUGAAUGGCUACACAGUGAUCGGCAACAGCGGUCAAGAAUGUUUGCAGCGCACCUUUUUAACACCAUUCUGGGAGAAUCCAAUGUACUUUGGCAUGCUGGCUGUUGGAUUGAUCGGCCUUUGGAUUGUGGUGAUGUUGUGCACCCACAAUGGCCGCAUUUUGCGCCGCAGUCUCUUCAUCUUCGGCAUACUGGGCUUUCUGCUGCUAUGCUGCGUCACAGGCUGGGAAGUGCACAAUUCGUUCCAGCGGUCCUACUUUCCUGAGCUAUGGCCAUUUGACUCGUCCCUCUUGGUGGACUCCAACAUUUGGUUCAACGCGUUAAUGCAGGUACUCUUCGCCACGAAUUGCGGUUUUGGCGCUCUACCAGCUGUCACCGGCAAAUUCCUCUACAAAGGUGAUGCCGUACGCACUUCGAUCGUGUACCUUUGCUUCAAUUUGCUCAUCAAUGCAAUAGCCGUCACACUCUUUAUGGUACAGUUUGAUCUCUCUGCCAAUAGCGGCUCCAUGAUUGAGGAACUCAAACCACAAACCGCUGUCUACGAUCGCAUUUUGUACGAUCGGCCAAGCAAUGAGCUCAUCGCACGCAUCAUACCCGUACUAAUCUUUGCUUUGAUUGUCAUUUCCGCCAUCAUCGCUAUCACGGUCGCCAUCUACACAGUCACACGGUUGGUGCCACGCCAUCCCAACUACGUCAUCAGCUUGGUGGCGCUUGUCAUGACUAUCAUAUCGUUGGCAGCGCCGAAAUUUAUCAUAGCGCGCAUUUUGGAUACGCGUAUCGUCGGCACAAUCUUAAUUACUGCGCUCGUCUUCGAAUUGAUUGCUGUCUGUUGGAUUUAUGGCGCCAAGAAUAUCUACACCGAUUUAGAAUUCUCAAUUGGGCGACCGAUAUUCAAGGUUUGGAUGUGGCUGUGGUGCAUUUGCCCAGCUAUACUCACCGCCUUGCUGGUGUGGUGGUGUUCCGACGACGAUCAGUACGACCUCUUGGCCGAGUAUGUGCCACGUUGGGCGCCCAUUUUACUCGCAUUAGCCGUCAUCUUCCUCAUUGCUUGCGUGCAAAUAUUCCGACAAGUGGAGUAUAAUUUCUUUGGGAUGAUCUGCGAGGCAUCGAAGGCGGCAAAGGAGUGGGGACCCACUGAUCCGCUGGCGCGUCAUGCCUGGAAGCAAUGGCGUUCGGUGUGCCAAGAUACUGGACGCCGUGAUUUCACGCUACGCCGCCGUGGCACACGCGACUACACGCACUCCAUCAAGAAGGGUCAGUACUCGAACGCCUCAAACUCAAAAUAUGCCAACGGACAUGUCACACAGCAGAAUUGGAAGCAGUCAACAACUGGCAACAGUUCGCCCAACUACAGUGGCUCCAUGUUUGGUGAUUCAGCGAUCGAAGAGGAUAUUAGCGUAGAUAAGUUUCCGGGUGUGGCACAACAGUUCAUGCCCUUCCAGAACAGCGAUGGAAAGCCGUUACGCUAUUCAAAUCGCUCGCGUGCACAGCCGCAACAACGCACUAGCGCGCAACAACAACAGCAUCAGCAUAGAGAGCAGCAAAGACAGCAACACCAGCAGCAGCAGCAGCCGCAGCAGCAGCUGCAUGAGCAUGAAGAGUUGCCUUUGCCCUCACCGCCACCACCGCCGCCACCAAGUCAUGUGCACGCCAUGCGUCCGCCAUCCAUGCACGUGGAGAAGCAUCGCGAGAUUGUCUAUAUACGAAGACUAUCGGAGGAUGGCCGCCAUGCGACACGCAUCGAGAUAACACCGUCCAAUGAGUCCAUUACGUAUGGCAGCACAAAUGCAAUCACAGCCAAUGGGGGCAUGCGCAACCCGAUGGGUCGGCUGAGUGGAAAUGGUACAGCGCAUGUUAAGCGCUCCUCCAGCACCAGCAUGGCCGAACAGAAUCGUCAUUCGGUCGUGAGCGUAGGCGGUGGUGGAGUGCAUGGCGGACAUGGUGGGGGUGGAGGUGGAGGAUUAGGUGGCAAAUUACCACCACCAAAUACGAAUGGCAGCGCGGAUCACAUCUGCUGGCGGAAGUUCACCGUGAAUCCGCAGGAGUACUCCACGGAGCUGUGAGGCGGAAGGCACUGCGUUAAUAAAUAAAUAAGAAAGACAUACAUACAUACAUAUAUGAAUAUACAACAAAAGACUUUUCCGUACCCAAGACAAAUUCGUUAUAAAAUAAUUUGUAGUUACUGUAGUAGCGUAGUGUUAACGAGACAUUUAAAAUAUUUAGUACUUGUAGUUGUAGUAGUGAAAAAACAAAACAAAACACUUAGACAAUUCCAAAUUGUGUUUAAUACAAUAUUUGUCGUAUAGUACUUUAUUUUAAUUUGUUUUUUUUUUUUUUUUGAGUAAGAACAAUUAAAAUAUACAACCACUUAAAUAUAUGUUGAGAAAAAUAUGAAAAAAUUGUAAAUAGUAAUUGAACUAAAAUUAAUGAAUUGAUAUUUUGUAUUAGCUUUAACGAAGGAAGUGCAGAUUAAUUAAACGACUAACACGAAUACAUAAAUAUUUAAAGUAAAGAUAAGAAAUAUUUUUUGAAAAAUUCUGUAACGAAUAUUUAUGUUUGGCGCGAGCGCCCACAAA
Rhagoletis zephyria (snowberry fruit fly) is the source of this 3992-nucleotide messenger RNA. It is a transcript of the gene blot, whose product is annotated as solute carrier family member bloated tubules. Gene Ontology annotation, cellular component: plasma membrane. Lineage: Eukaryota; Metazoa; Arthropoda; Insecta; Diptera; Tephritidae. The record is from RefSeq and is a predicted model, not a curated record. Gene Ontology annotation, biological process: amino acid transport; sodium ion transmembrane transport; nitrogen compound transport. Gene Ontology annotation, molecular function: glycine:sodium symporter activity.